This is a messenger RNA of Cornus florida, 606 nucleotides long. RefSeq lists its product as uncharacterized. The record is from RefSeq and is a predicted model, not a curated record. The coding region runs from base 1 to 606 and encodes 201 amino acids. Lineage: Eukaryota; Viridiplantae; Streptophyta; Magnoliopsida; Cornales; Cornaceae. The transcript has a single exon.
AUGAAAGAUUUGCAACAUGGUGGUGUUACUCUGAGGCAGUGGCUGGCGGAGAAGCGAAACGUGAUAAUGUUGGUGGCGUCCCUAACAGCGACAAUGACCUUCCAAGCUGCUAUAAACCCUCCAGGUGGUGUGUGGCAAGAUGACUCAACUGAAAAUUUCCAGGGUAGCCCUGUGCCAUAUCCACACAAGGCAGGGGAUGCUGUUAUGCCUUAUAACCAUCUAAGUGCAUACACAGCUUUCUAUAUAGCCAACUCAUUGAGUUUUGUUAUGUUUCUAUACACAAUCAUCAUGCUCAUCACUGGAUUAGUGUUCAGAAAUAACUAUUUUUCGAGGUUUUUGAACGCAAUUAUGAUUGUGUUCAUGUGCAUGACAAGUACAUCAGUUUUGGUAGUUGCUAUUGUUUCUCUUAAUGCAAUUACUCCAAAGCAGUACAAGAAAUAUAUUAGUCGUCAAACUGGUAAAAUGCUAAUUCUGAUUUCCUGCUUUCUGGUGAUAGCUGUUAUAGCAGUUUUGGCAAGGAUUCUCUUAGUCAUACGUCGCAGACAAAGAAGACGUUCAAGUUCAGAUGAUGUAAACCAUGCCAAUGGAGACCAAGAAGCUCCUUAA